AUGAGCGACCUCACACAUGCACUUACUGCCGAGGCGAAAGCCGCAAUGGUCGCGAAUCUUCAGCUAGAGAUUGCCGCGCGUCAAGAGAAGCUGCGUGCCCAAUGUGAAGCCCAAUGCGCCAGUCUUCGAUCACGCCUCGAGCGACGCGUCAACCGUAUUCCCCCCACCAAGCGACAGAUGCUGCUUGUCGACCUCCUCGACGCGUCACUUCCAGCAGCAAAACCUACUCUUGCGAAGACUGCACCUGCGAAUAAAGCCCCUGCACCUGCGCCCGCCACACGCAAGACGCGCACCGUACCUCCUGCCACCUCAUCAAGGUCAGCAGCUCCCAAGGAAGAGCCGAAGCCUGCUGUCGCCAAAACCGCCCCAAAACCUACAAUCACCAAAGAAAUGAAAUCUACCCGUGGAAAGAAGCGCGGCAGCGACGAAGUGUCUAGCGAGGAUAAGGAGAACGCAGCAGAACUUGCCGUUCCCAAGAAAAGAGUCAGAACGGCUACGACAAAAGCGCCAGCAGCUGCCAAGCCAGCAGCCACUACGCGCACGACGCGCGCUGCUUCCCGCACCAAGACGGCUCCAACUCAAGUCUUGUCACCAAAGAACAACAACGCCAACGCUCGCUCAAAGCCAGCGGCAGCGCGCAGCACUCGGCCACGAUAG
This is a messenger RNA of Cucurbitaria berberidis CBS 394.84, 657 nucleotides long. RefSeq lists its product as uncharacterized. The record is from RefSeq and is a predicted model, not a curated record. The transcript is spliced from 2 exons. The coding region runs from base 1 to 657 and encodes 218 amino acids. NCBI's taxonomy places the organism in Eukaryota, Fungi, Ascomycota, Dothideomycetes, Pleosporales, Cucurbitariaceae.